Molecule: messenger RNA, 645 nt
Organism: Theileria orientalis strain Shintoku
Lineage: Eukaryota; Apicomplexa; Aconoidasida; Piroplasmida; Theileriidae
Exons: 5
Coding region: 1-645 (214 amino acids)
Source: RefSeq, a predicted model, not a curated record
AUGAAUUUCAAUCACAACUGUUUUAUAUUAUAUUUAUUAUUCAUAAAAUCAUGUGUUUUCUCUAAAUCAAUACCAAAAAAGGACCAAAUCUUGUUAGAUUUGAAUGAUACCAUAAAGAAGGCAAGAGGAACAAUAAAAGAAUUUGAGGAACUAUAUAAGCUUACAAAGACCGAAGUUGCUAAAUUUAAGGAUGUAAUUAAGGACCUUCCUAACAACAACUACACACAUGAACGAUUCAUCCAAGUAGCUGAACCUGCAAAUGAGGGGAAAAUAAGGGAGAGUCUGUACGUUACUCAACUUAAAAGAUCUACACCUCAGUCAAAAAUAUCAAUAGAUGUCAAAGAGAACGUCGACGAUAUAGUUAACAACACUUCUGAACUUGCCUCAUUUACAGAUGAAUCAGAUGAAGACUACUUCGAAAUUCAAAGAUUAAUAACUCCUAAGCAGCCAGUCAAAGUCGACACAUCUGGUGAAAAAAAACCAGAGUUAGAGCUAAGCCAUAUACUACCUAUUAGCAACAAUCAUCAAAAAUUAUUAAUUAACACACUCGUUUUAGAUCUACAAAUUCCGUUGCCAAAGUCGUUUGCGAGAAUUCUAACACCGCCUAACCUCAUAAUUUACUGGGCUCACUAUAUGUGUUAUUAG